This is a messenger RNA of Brugia malayi, 450 nucleotides long. RefSeq lists its product as uncharacterized. The coding region runs from base 1 to 450 and encodes 149 amino acids. The record is from RefSeq and is a predicted model, not a curated record. NCBI's taxonomy places the organism in Eukaryota, Metazoa, Nematoda, Chromadorea, Rhabditida, Onchocercidae. The transcript has 4 exons.
AUGCGCUUGUCUUCGCAGUCUGAUGGUGAUGAAGCGACUGGAAAAGGUUUAUUACCUUCACGAAGGAUAUUUUCAUCAUUGUUGUCACGAUCAACUAGCAGCCGGCAUCGUAAGAAAAGGCAAUCACAAAAACAACUUUCAUUCGAUGUGGGCUUAUCAAAUCACCAAAAGAGAAAAUCGAGCAAAAAACAAUCAAAAUAUCGAUCACUUCGUUCGAUGCUUUACGGCCUGAAUAUGAAACAGGAAAAGGAAGAAGCUCAGCGAAUGAAAUUACUGAAACAAGAAAAAGAAAAAUGGGGUGUUAGAAAAAAAAUAAGCUGCGAAGAAGUUGAUAAAGAAGGGUUGACGGAGAAAAGGACAAAGAGAAGUUCAGUAAUGAUGAUAAGUGGAGAUAAGGGCAGUGAUGAGGAUGAUGGUGAUGCUAAUGAUGUGAUAACAGAAACUGUGUAG